Manihot esculenta (cassava) is the source of this 1154-nucleotide messenger RNA. Its product is annotated as histone acetyltransferase TAP1. The record is from RefSeq and is a predicted model, not a curated record. The transcript is spliced from 8 exons. The coding region runs from base 128 to 865 and encodes 245 amino acids. Gene Ontology annotation, molecular function: N-acetyltransferase activity. Gene Ontology annotation, cellular component: cytoplasm. NCBI's taxonomy places the organism in Eukaryota, Viridiplantae, Streptophyta, Magnoliopsida, Malpighiales, Euphorbiaceae.
GAAGGAAAAAUAAAAGAGAUUGGCGUCUGUCUGCGCCCUCCAUGAAUGUGAAGUGAAGGGGCACUAACAUUACAAUAUCCACACCAACAGCUGCUGAGCUGAGAGCAUUUACAACCAGAAAAAGAAAAUGCUAACGCAGAACUUGAACUUGGUCGCUCGUCCAUCUCUACUCCCAGUUUCUUCUUUUGAUUGCCCCUAUGAGGCGUCUAAACAGUUGAACACUCUAAACUUCAGACUUGCGAGAGCAAAAAGAAAACUCAAGGUUACUCGAAUAAAGGCAAGCUUCUGGGACUCCAUCCGAUCUGGGUUCUUGAAGGAGAACUCAACAGAAGUCAUUGAACCAUCAUCUACUCUACCAGAAGAGGAAGAACCACUGCCUGAAGAGUUUGUACUCGUAGAAAAGACUGAACUGGAUGGAGAAAUUGAACAAAUAGUAUUCUCUUCAGGUGGAGACAUUGAUCUGUAUGAUCUUCAAGCCUUAUGUGAUAAGGUAGGCUGGCCUAGAAGGCCACUGUCAAAAUUAGCUGCAGCAUUGAAAAAUAGCUACAUGGUAGUCACAUUGCAUUCCUUAAGAAAAUCACCCGGAUCAGAGGGGAAUGACCAAAAGAAGCUGAUUGGCAUGGCUCGUGCUACAUCUGAUCAUGCCUUCAAUGCUACCAUUUGGGAUGUUCUUGUUGAUCCUAGCUAUCAGGGCCAAGGUCUUGGCAAGGCUCUUAUUGAAAAGCUUAUUAGGGCACUUCUACAAAGGGACAUAGGAAACAUAACUCUUUUUGCAGAUAGUCAAGUUGUGGAGUUCUAUCGGAAUCUUGGUUUUGAACCUGACCCAGAGGGCAUUAAAGGUAUGUUUUGGUACCCAAAGUAUUAGUGGUUCGAGAGUGGGUCAGGUUUAUUCAUCUGUCGAUUAAAUUAGUUCAUCAUGCAAAUUCAUAUGGCACCAUGGGACAUCGAAGGAGGGAUCUGUUUCUAAGUCUAUUAGUUAAAGAACUGUAUAUUUUGCUUUUCCUUUUUUCUUUAGAAAAAAAAAAAAAAAAGAAAUACUUGGAAGUAUGCUUACUGUAAUUUUAAACUUGUGUCAUUAGUGACGUUGAAUAUUGUUUAACCGGCUAAUGUCGUUGGUGGUUAAAGUACCUGCAUUCCUCAUCAUGUUUAUUAGC